Molecule: messenger RNA, 1496 nt
Organism: Sitodiplosis mosellana (orange wheat blossom midge)
Lineage: Eukaryota; Metazoa; Arthropoda; Insecta; Diptera; Cecidomyiidae
Gene: Marc
Product: mitochondrial amidoxime-reducing component 1
Exons: 4
Coding region: 137-1123 (328 amino acids)
Molecular function (GO): pyridoxal phosphate binding; molybdenum ion binding; catalytic activity
Source: RefSeq, a predicted model, not a curated record
GCAUUUGUAUCAAUGUAUUUUUUAUCAAUGGUGAUUUAUAGAGACUAUUUAUUGCGUCUAAAUUUUGCGCAUCAGUGUAACUUGUUAGUCGGCAUAGAUCUGUGCAUUUGCACGGAACUUAUUCACUGUGACAGAGAUGUCUGAUAAUCAAACCAAAUUGAUUGUAGGUACGGCUGUGGCUGUAGGUACUGCUGUGGCCGGUUUGGCAUACUUGUAUUUGAAGCGAGCAGAGGAACCGAUUCCAACUAAAUGGAAGAAAGUGGGCCAAAUCAUUGAUUUGAACUGUUUCCCAGUGAAAUCAUGUGCGCCAGUCAAGCGGAAUUCGUUCGAUUGUCAUUUGCUCGGAGUGGAAUAUGAAGGUCUUUUUGAUCGUUGUUUCAUUAUCUCGCAGAAUGGAAAGCAGACCACAGCUCGAGUUCAUCCAAAAAUGGUUUUGAUCCAGCCAAAAGUCGUUGGAAACGAACUGAUUUUGUCUGCACCAGAUAAACCAAAUUUUGUACUGAAUUUGGAUGAACUGAGAGAAGAGUCGAUCAACGGCAAAGUUGAAUGUUGGUAUGCGAAGGUGAAUGGCAUAGAUGCUGGAGAUGAGGCUGCCAAUUGGUUGUCUGAAUAUAUUGUCGGCAAGCCCGGUGUAUUGCGGCUACUUUACUAUCCAUAUUCAUAUCCAACAAAGGGAGUUUCGAAGAAUGAUCGAGUUUGGAAGGCAUACAGAAACGAAGAUGCAGGAACCUAUCAUGAUAAAACCAGUUACAUGCUGAUAAACCAAGGAUCAAUCGACGAAUUAAACUCACAUUUGGAUCACGUGGUAAAACCCCUUCAAUUUCGUCCGAAUCUGGUUGUCGAAGGACCUGAUGCAUACGAUGAAGACAAGUGGAAAUGGGUUAAAGUGGGCGAUGAUGUCAUUUUUCGCGUACUAAAACCAUGCACGAGAUGUAUUUUCACUAAUAUCAAUCCGGAGACUGGUGAGCGUAAUCCAAAACAUCAACCACUUGAAACAUUGGUUAAGAAUCGCUCGAUAAUUCCCAAUAAUAGUCCAGUUAUGGGCACUCAGAUGGGCGUUAGAGUUACGGGAAAAAUUUCCAUCGGCGACGCAGUUUACAUCAGCGAUGAAAGUGAAGCGUGAAACGUCAACGAAAAUCGCAGUUUUAGUUGUUAAUUGUUAAUGAGGAAAAAUAGUGGAGGCUAAGUUCUGUUUACAAAGACCAUCGGCCAAUCAUUGGUUUUGCAAUUUAUAUAUAGUUUGAUUCAAUACAUUCCUUUUUCAAUAAUAAUGGUUAUUUGGUCAGUUUAGAUCAAAGCAAAUCAUCAAUUUUAUAUUUAGAUGUUAUUGAUUGUUAACAAUUGAGCAUAAUUUCACAAUGCAUGGAAUUCAAUAUUGGAUUUUUGUUGGGAUAUACAUACGAAUUGUAUAAAUUGUUAGAAGACAUGUUAUUUUAAAGAGAUCAAUGAAACCAUUUUUGAUAAUUGCAAUUCUUUCAUUUGAGCGAGCAAACGAA